Molecule: messenger RNA, 5898 nt
Organism: Platichthys flesus (European flounder)
Lineage: Eukaryota; Metazoa; Chordata; Actinopteri; Pleuronectiformes; Pleuronectidae
Gene: cdk14
Product: cyclin dependent kinase 14
Exons: 15
Coding region: 391-1803 (470 amino acids)
Biological process (GO): protein phosphorylation
Cellular component (GO): nucleus; cytosol; cytoplasm
Molecular function (GO): ATP binding; cyclin-dependent protein serine/threonine kinase activity; cyclin binding
Source: RefSeq, a predicted model, not a curated record
CUGAGACCCUGAGGAAGGAAAGAAGUCCCAGCGAGAUCUCAUCUUCAGGAUCUGAGCCCCGGAAACCAAAAGACGCAGCAGAAAGACGCGAGCAGACAAUUACGCGCGGUCUCCCUGUGGAUGCUCCUGCUUCAGCGCGGACUUUUUAUCGUCUCUUUGGAAAUGUAGUUGCCUCCUUGAGAAAAUCUCCAGAGGACAGUUGCCCCGACUAGUUGAUGAGAGGAGUGCGAGGAGCUGCGCCUCCGUGUCCUGUGUUCCGCCGCUGCAGCAGCUGGGCUGGAGAAGCCCCGCAGCGCUGACCGAAGAGCGCUCCUGCCUCCCCGCUGCAGACCCACGUCCAGUCCUCCGCCAGCCCUACGCCAAAAGUCCGUGGAAGAAGAAGAAGGAAAAAUGUGCGACAUGAUGCCCGCCUCCAAGCCCGCGGAGAAAAUCGGCAAAAUGAAAAAGUUGAGGAGAACUUUGUCCGAGAGUUUCAGGAGCAUUGCAUUCAAGAAAGAAGACAGCGGCUUUGAUGAGAUAUGUUUCACAAAGAUGUCCACACGAAGCUGCCAGGGAACAGACUCGGUCAUCAAGCCCCUGGACACCAUCCCUGAGGACAAGAAGGUGAGAGUUCAGCGCACGCAGAGCGGCUUCGACCCGUUCGAGAAGCCUGCCAGUCAGGUGAAGAGGGUCCACUCCGAGAACAAUGCCUGCAUCAGUGCCAAGAGUUCCUCCAGCGGCAAGGAGUCCCCCAAACUGCGCCGACACUCCAGCCCCAGUUCUCCCACAAGCCCCAAGUUUGGGAAGGCAGAUUCCUAUGAAAAGCUGGAGAAGCUGGGAGAGGGAUCAUACGCUACAGUGUACAAGGGGAAGAGCAAGGUGAACGGCAAACUGGUGGCUCUGAAGGUGAUUCGUCUACAAGAGGAGGAGGGAACGCCCUUCACAGCCAUAAGAGAAGCAUCUCUUCUGAAAGGCCUGAAGCAUUCGAACAUCGUGCUCCUCCAUGACAUCAUCCACACCAAGGAAACCCUGACUCUGGUCUUUGAAUAUGUGCACACGGACCUGUGUCAGUACAUGGACAGACACCCUGGGGGCCUCCAUCCAGACAACGUGAAGCUGUUCCUGUUCCAGUUACUCAGAGGCCUGUCCUACAUUCACCAGAGGUACAUCCUCCACCGCGACCUGAAACCACAGAACCUGCUCAUCGGCGACACCGGAGAGCUCAAACUUGCUGACUUUGGCCUGGCCAGAGCCAAGUCGGUCCCCAGCCACACGUACUCCAACGAGGUUGUGACCCUGUGGUACCGGCCUCCAGAUGUCCUGCUGGGAUCCACAGACUACUCCACCUGCCUGGACAUGUGGGGAGUGGGCUGCAUUUUCAUUGAGAUGAUCCAAGGAGUGGCUGCCUUUCCGGGGAUGAAGGACAUCCAGGACCAGCUGGAAAGGAUUUUCUUGGUCCUUGGCACUCCAUCUGAAGAAACCUGGCCAAGUGUUUCCUCCUUGCCUCACUUCAAACCAGAUCGCUUUACAGUUUACAGUGCUAAGAAGCUCAGACAAGCAUGGAAUAAGUUGGGUUACGUGGACCAUGCUGAGGAGUUGGCCUCCAGAUUCCUCCAGUGCUUCCCAAAGAACCGCCUGUCGGCCCAGGCAGCGUUGAACCAGGAAUACUUCAGUAACCUUCCACCGCGGCUCUGGGAGCUGCAGGACAUGUCUUCUAUCUUCACUGUACCAAAUGUCAAGCUGCAGACAGAGAGCGGGGACAGCAUACAGGUGUGUGCACGGAGGAACAGUCAUGGAAAAGCUUCCUCUGGCAGCAAACACUGACCUGAGGCAGUAUCCUGCACAUGACUGCCUGACAGGUUGCCGGUUUAAAAAGACCUGAAGAUGCUGAGAUUGAGGAUCCAGAUGAAUGAAAGAGCCCCAGUUCUCUUUAUUUAUUACCUUCACAAUGUGUGUGUGUGUGUGUGUGUGUGUGUGUGUGUGUUUGUAUGUCUGUGUGUGUGAGAGAGAGAAAGAAAGAGACACUGAGAGAGAAAGAAAAUUGAGAAGAUAUGAAUGCAUUAUUGCAUUAUGAACGGUACUUACGAUUUCAGUUUAUUAUUUACAAAUUUUGUUUACUUUUUAUAAGGCUCCAAUGACUCAUAUAUCAUUGUCACAGUAUAAGCGAAAGGUCUUUACUAUUGGUACAUAUUGUGUUUUGUGUUUGUAACUAGCCUCCUAUUUAAGAAUGUAUAUUUGUACGUAUGAUAUACUCAUUUAGAAACUAUACAAUGGACAGUUUUAAUAUUGUUUCAUCUCCUCACCAUUAAACUGCUCUGCCAGGACACAUAACACGACAAACACAUAUCUGAGACAUGCAUACGAGCAAAAUUGCAUCUUGAAAAUAAGAUGCAUAGAUUGAAAGACAAAUUGGUUGGUUUUCCGUUUUCUAAUCUUAUCUCUAGUGAGUGGAAAAGCUAAUAAUAAGACAAUAAUAGUGGAGGGCUCUCAGCGGGUUGGACACAGCCUCUGGCAGCCAUAUUGGAGGUCCAUGGUUAUUUGGUACCUGAAAGCAGCUGUAAAUGUAGAACUUGGUUGAGCCAGCAGUCGAGACAUGGGUGAAAAUGAUCUGCUUUUGUCAGAUCAUCAUUACAGUAUCACUCAGAUUUAAACGUUUCUGAAUCCGAUUUGACACUGGUACUAAAAUGUUAUCUCAAUCGAUCAGAAUCGAAGGACAGAAGUGAGAACCUGCUUGUAGGAAAAACAUUAGUAACACAAUUUCCUAUGGACUUCCAUGAUGGAACCACAGCUGGCUGAUUUGAGUUUUAUGUUGCAAACAAAAAGCCACUGCAACUCCAGGAGAUGUUGAUGGUGCACACAUACCAGGGACUGCACCAACCUGUAUAUGUAAGAAUAUAGGCUAUAGACGCAAUACCGUAAUGGACAACAGCUGCAAGUGUGUGCGUUUGAUAGAGACGUGUGUGUGUGUGUGUGUGAGAGUGUUUGUCCUCGUGAGUGUAUUAAACAUGGGCAAUAGCAAAGCAUUGGUGCUUCCAUCCAUGUAAAUGAGCUAAUGUACAAAAUGUAAAACACCAAGGCAAUAGGCUGUUGUUUGAUUUGGCCCAAGACAAUCCUCCCCUUCACUUUCUGUGAUACCAUCAAAAGAUCUGCAAUAUUCUAUCGGAAACGGAUGAUCUAUGUCAAUAACCCCAACCCUGCAUCCAGCUCACGGUGGUGUGUAUGUGCAGUAUGAAUAAUUGCGGCAGUGAGUAACUUUGAUCAGUCACUCCAUCGCCAACAUGUGUUCCCAUGCAGGGUCCCCCCCCCCCCAUAUGUGUGCCCCUCAACAUCAUACAUCUUCUGUGUUUUUAAACUUUUUAUGACGCUACAAUGAAGGUAUAACCUAGUGUCAUCAGCAAAGAUGUUUAUACUGUUUUUGAUCUUUCUUUUGCUGUUUUGUGUGAAUAUAUCUGAAUAUUACAGCUUAGACAUAUGGUAAUAAUUGUGAAGUACUAUCAAUUCAAUGGCUUCCUCUUUAUCAAUCAGAUUGAUAUUGACUGAAACACCAAUAUUGGCCCUACACGGCUGAUUAGCCGGUGAGAUGAGGCUGCAAAUGGAGCAUUGGAAACUGUUGAUACUUGUCAUGUCACUCCAUGGCCUUUUAAAUACACACGUGUGUACGCAUGCACGCACACACACACACACACAAACACACACUAUUAUAAUAUAGAUGUCUUGCCUGCUUGGAUAAACUACCUUCACCUACAUUGUCCUUUUAGCUACAGUACAGUAUAACCCUGCAGCCCCUAUACCACCCCCACAACCCCCCCUCCAGCUGGUAUUUUUUUUUGCAAGUUGUCACAUUUAAUGAAUAGGUUUCCGAUUUUAAUACAUCCGUCUCGAAACAUCACAUCAUUUCAUCCCUCUUCUUCUGUGAUAUAGAGAUGUUGUCAAAACCUUCAAGGCGUGAGCUGUUCAAAAAUACAUUCCAAAGUUCAGCUGUAGCUCAGAUGAGGCUUCAGCAGCCAAUUGUUACUCACCUGUGUUUAGGUUGAAUUGGAUUUUAUUAGCUGCUGUGAUGGAGUGCCCAGGUUGUUCUGUUGCAGGGCCUGGCAGCAGGCUGUCAUAUUAGCUUUGAAAAACGUGAUAAGUGGAUCGAGGCUCAAAUCUAAGAUGUUCUUUGUUUCUUCUCUGCCCUGUGGUGUCCUUAAAUAACUUGAUUUGAUUUGAAAUUGUCAUGCUACUGCUUGUUGGGUUACAUCUGAGUGGCACACAGUAACUAAAUUACUACAUGAAAGAAACAUAAAUGUCAUAUCUCCAUCAUACUUUCCUCGUGCUUUUCCAGAGUUUGGGGUGGAAUAAACGGCACCGCACUGGAGAACUGUUACCACCAACUGUUCUUAAUCUGGUUGCAGCCCUGGUUGUGCUGAUUUUCCAAAAACCAUUGCAUGGAAACGUUUUCACUGAAUAUUAAAUUUGACUAAUCUUUUGAAUGCAUUUGUCACAGAACAAGGACUGUGGACUGUUUCCUCUAUCCUAACUAUUAUCCUGAGUAACUUAUCUUUUAAAGUGGGAAAAGCAAAGAUAUACAAUUGGAGUUUUAAAGCACAUCAUCAUUAAUGUGGGCCAGUCUUGCUUUUUCUGACCACAGAGAGCAGCGGCUUUGGGGCAAAGAUUUAUAAUUAUGGGAUAAACUCUCCCCAAUAGUGUUUUGAAAAUGCACUUAUAAAUUAGCCCUUACAUUCCAGCCUGUAUGUCAAUUUAAAGCACUUCCAUUGCCCUUAUUGAUCAAAUUAAAUAUAUACACUUUUUCCUGGCCUCAAUAAUUGGAAACCCACUGUAUAUACAACACAUAUGCACCCUUGCUUUGCCUUAGGCAGAGUCAACCAGCCCCUCUUACAAAUGUUAGUAUUCUGCCUGGUUUUGAACCGUUAGCACAGAUUGAGGAAAGCUUGUAGAAAUGCUGUUAUCUAACUUAUCUUGUGGCUUUCCAGUGUCGUCCCCAGGCUGUGAUUGUACAGCGCCAAAAAAAAAAAAGAGCGCAGGAGAGGUGGCAGUUAACGCCAGUAAAGUGGCAUGACAGUACACACUAAAUACCAUCGAACUGUACCCAGCCUUGCGUGGCAUUAAGGGAUUGCCGACAGUAUUAGCAGCUAAAUAAUAAUUUACCCCACUAACGGCCCCCCAACACCCCAUGCACACACACACACUCGAGCUUGUCCCUCAUAACCACCCCAACUUCUGUGGAGCUCUGUCAGCCUGCAGUCUUGUGUAAAACUUUGGAUUCCUGAGUGGGCCGAGUUCCUGAAGGCUCUCGGUCCAACCUUGAAAGUUCCUCAUGUAUCUCAUAUAACGUCCAGCGAAGGGAAAGACUGUGUGACAUUGCACAUUUAGCACUGUGAGAAGAGACAUUAGAAAAUCAAUACAAAUGUCAAAGGUGGAGAUUGAAGAAGCAAUGACACACUUUGUAUGACGUGAAACACAGAUGCUUCCAUCAUGUUUGUAUACAGGGUGGCAAAUGUCCUCUUACUGCUAUCAAAGAGAAGUCGUACAUGGAUCUACGUAUAUGAUGAAUAUAUAUAUAUGAUAUUUUUGGCAUUCUUUAUCAUGUGGAUAGAAGGGGCGUCGGUUUAGAAACAUCCAGCCUGCAUCCCUCGCUGUGCUGAACAAAGAAUUUAUGUUUCAACAAGGCUUCUCUCACAUUUUAUUUUUCUUCUUGUAUGCUGCACUGACAAAUUCACCAUCUUGACAUGUGGUUUGGAAAACAGAAGUGUCAUCAGUCACUUCAUCAAUUGAAACAAUAUAUUAUACAGUAGAAUAGCUGUUGCAUUUAUUUGGUACAACCUGUAUGUAAUGUUAUUAUGGAAGAUGUAAUGUCCUUCUGUAAAUGUUGUUUAAUGUUGUUUUACCUGAAAUAAAAUUGAUUAUAUGAUUCAGAUG